Molecule: messenger RNA, 621 nt
Organism: Suillus subaureus
Lineage: Eukaryota; Fungi; Basidiomycota; Agaricomycetes; Boletales; Suillaceae
Product: B-cell receptor-associated protein 31-like-domain-containing protein
Exons: 7
Coding region: 1-621 (206 amino acids)
Biological process (GO): endoplasmic reticulum to Golgi vesicle-mediated transport; intracellular protein transport
Cellular component (GO): endoplasmic reticulum membrane; endoplasmic reticulum
Source: RefSeq, a predicted model, not a curated record
AUGACAAUCUAUUACUCGCUCACAUUCCUGCUCCUAGCAGCAGAAAUGGUAACAUUCUGCCUACUCGUAUCUCCACUCCCUUUCACAGUCCGCAAAAAUCUUUUCCGGUUCCUCUCUGAAAGCCCCAUCGUCGCCAAAGUCGCGUAUGGGCUCAAGAUUUCCUUCAUCUUCGUAGGCAUUCUCUUCCUAGACGCCCUCCAACGCAUGUUCCGCGUAACAGCCGAAACCGAAAUGGCAAAAACAGGCGGCCAGAGCAUGCACGACGUACGAACCGAGACUAAUUUCGCCGCUCGCAAGUUCUACGCCCAACGAAACACUUACCUAACUGGUUUCUGCCUCUUCCUCUCUCUAGUCCUCACCCGCACGUUCUCCAUCAUCUUGGACCUCAUUCACACGCAGGAGGAAUAUGCGAAAUUGAAGAAAGUUGUUGGUGCUGGUGCCAAGGGUGACCAAUCCAAACAAAUUGAAGAACUCAAGAAGAAAUUGGCCGCGAGCGAAGCAAAGGACCGUGACUUUGCAAACCUCAAAAAGCAGGCUGCACAACAGGCUGACGAAUUUGAUCGUCUUGCGAGUAAGUACAAUGAGGCGGUUGGGGCUGUUUCGGACAAGAAAUCGGACUAG